AUGAAGUGGAUUGUGCCUUUUCUGGUGGUCUUUGUGCCCCUGGUAGCGGCAGCGGAUGCAACAAAAGAGUUGUUGACCAAUCUGCCUGCCUGUGCAGCUCCUUGUUAUGAAGAUGCCAUCAAAAAGUCGGACUGUAACUCGACCGAUGUGAAAUGCGUGUGCUCGACCCAAGUCAUCAUCCAGACUGCAGAGGCAUGCGCUGCCCAAGCAUGUCACGUCAGAGAUAGUCUGACAACGCUCAACAUGACAUACACCUACUGCGAAGUCCCCGUGCGAAACAAGACCCCCAUCUUCAUCAACGUCACAAUCGUCCUCGGCGUGAUAUCCGGCGUCGCGACCGCCCUGCGUCUCUGGUCCAAAUUCUUCUUCACCAAGACCGAACUCGGCCUCGACGAUCUCUUCAUCGUGCUCACGCUCUUCAUCGGCAUGCCCUCCACAGCCAUGAACAUCCACGGAACCGCCGGGCACGGAGAAGGCCGCGAUAUCUGGACGCUAGAGUUUGACGACAUAACAAAGUUUGGGUUUUACUUUUGGUUGCUCGAGGUAUUCUACUUUGCGCAGGUUUCGCUGCUCAAGACGUCGUUGUUGUUCUUUUACCUGAGGAUCUUUCCGGGGAAUGCGCAAAAGUUACUCUGGGGGACUAUUAUUUUCAAUAGUGUUUUUGGUGUCUUGUUUAUGUUUUUGGCGGCGUUUCAGUGUACGCCUGUGAGCUACUUUUGGUUGAAUUGGGAUGGAGAGCACAAGGGAACAUGCAUGAACUCAACUGCCAUCGGCUGGGCCAAUGCAUCUAUCAGUGUCGCUGUGGAUGUAUGGAUGCUUGCAGUUCCAAUGUGGUAUCUCCGAAAACUCAAACUGCAUUGGAAAAAGAAGAUUGGUGUCGCUGCCAUGUUUAUCGUCGGAACUUUUGUCACCGUCGUGAGCAUCAUUCGUCUGCAAUUCCUCGUCGAUCUCGGCUCAUCUCACAACCCGACAUAUGACCAAACUGACAUCUCCAUCUGGUCAACAGUUGAAAUCAACGUCGGUAUCAUCUGCGCAUCCAUGCCGGCUCUUCGAGUCAUUCUCGUGCGUCUGUUCCCCUCUCUUGGAGGCUCAUCCUACGAUUCGAGCAAGUACAACAACUACGGAGAACAUUACGGACGGAAAUCACAUAUUAUGAGUCGAAGUCGUGCUCGCGUGGAGUUGCCAUCUCAUACGGGUGACUCUAUACAUACGCCUGAGCAUGGAGGUAUUGAGUUGCAGAGGACGUUUCAUGUGCAGUACAGUGAGAAUGACGAGCAGAGUCUUGUUAAUGGGGAGAUCAAAGGCAACAUGGGCAGCUCUUGUAUUGAGGGAGCGGCCAUCACCAUUCCGCCAUUAUCACAAAUUUCACAGAUCGACCAUGACUGCAAUGUGUUUCGGCAGUUUGAAACUCGCAGAGAAUCCGCAAAUGGCCACUUGAGGAAAUAUUUCGAGUAUGUCGGACAUGAAAAGAUCCAAAAGGAUCUUCCUGGACUUUACGCUAGACCCCUCAAGUCCCGGGGCUCAGAAGCAGAUCAGAAUGCACGACUCUCGCAAACUAACGCUAUACAUGAUCUUGUGAAGCUCGACGACAUUCUUGGACGGAUCAAACAAGAGGAGCGGCCUUACAUCAAGGCUGUAUCUCCACUCGUCGUUGCAUGGACGGCAUUUUGCCUCACCUUGCCAUAUGCCACCCCGCAAGGUGAUCCAUCUGUCUUUUUCAAGAUUGGUGCUGUUACGGGAGCUUUCGUUAUCGCUGCUCAGCUAGUUCGCAAGUUUCUGCAGUUGAGAAACAUCACUCCUUUGCAGCACAAGGGACUCGGAGGAGGUCUUGAUUUCGUCGUUGAAUUGGCUUCAUUUAAAUUCAAGGAUUCGACUGUAUCAUUGUCAUGA
This is a messenger RNA of Fusarium subglutinans, 1890 nucleotides long. Its product is annotated as integral membrane protein PTH11. The record is from RefSeq and is a predicted model, not a curated record. The coding region runs from base 1 to 1890 and encodes 629 amino acids. Lineage: Eukaryota; Fungi; Ascomycota; Sordariomycetes; Hypocreales; Nectriaceae. The transcript has 8 exons.